AUGUCAGAGGGGAAGAACAGAGAGGUGCGGGUCGAGGAGAGAGGACAGUGGGCCAGUAAAGCUGAGUAUGUCCUGGCUGUUGCAGGGAAUGUUGUGGGCCUGGGCAAUGUUUGGAGAUUUCCAUACCUCUGCUACAAAAACGGAGGGGGUGCUUUCCUGCUGCCAUACCUGGUGUUUGUGGUAACAUGCGGUGUGCCCCUGUUCCUGCUGGAGACCUCUGUAGGUCAGUACACCCAGGAGGGGGGCAUCACCUGCUGGAGGAAGCUUUGCCCACUGGCAGAAGGUAUAGGCUAUGCCGGCCAGGUGAUUCUCCUGUACGGCUGUUCGUGUUACAUUCUUGUUCUGGCCUGGGCUCUGCUCUACCUGGGCUUCUCCUUCAGCCCUCAGCUGCCAUGGGCCAGCUGCAGCAACUCCUGGAACACAGAUAGUUGUGUAGACAUUUCUACACAGAACGGCACCUUCAGAUUCGCCAACCAGACCAACACGACGACUGCUGCAACAGAGUUCUGGGAAAAGCGAGUGCUGGCUCUCUCGGGAGGCAUCGAGGAGGUGGGCAGCAUCAGGUGGGAGGUGAUGCUCUGCCUCUUUGCUAUGUGGGUCAUCUGCUACUUUUGUAUCUGGAAGGGGGUCAAGUCUACUGGCAAGGUGGUUUAUCUCACUGCCACCUUCCCCUAUGUAAUGCUCUUAAUUCUUCUGAUCCGUGGACUCACUCUGCCUGGAGCGCUAAGUGGAAUUGUUUACUAUCUUCUCCCUGAACCCUCACGUCUCGCAGACCCACAGGUGUGGAUGGAGGCUGGUGCCCAGAUCUUCUUCUCCUACAGUCUGGGUGUGGGCUCCUUAAUUGUGCUUGGCAGCUACAAUACCUACAACAACAACUGCUAUAAAGAUUGUCUGUUGCUGUGUCUGCUGAACAGCGGGACCAGUGUGGUUGCUGGGUUUGCUGUCUUCUCAGUGCUGGGAUUCAUGUCUCAUGAGCAGGGUGUUCCCAUAGAAGACGUAGCAGAAUCAGGUCCAGGCCUGGCAUUCAUUGUGUACCCUCAGGCCGUAGCCAUGAUGCCCCUGCCUCAGCUGUGGGCCAUCUGUUUCUUUGUCAUGAUCAUUCUCUUGGGUCUGGAUACAGAAUUUGUUGCCUUGGAGGUGGUGAUGACAUCCAUCUCAGAUGCACUUCCCACAGUGCUGCGCAGGCCGGGACGACGAGAACUCUUCCUCUUCCUAUUCUGCCUCACCCUUUUCUUUGUUGAUUUAGUCAUGAUCACAGAGGGGGGAAUGUAUGUGUUCCAGUUACUGGACUACUAUGCCUGUAAUGGGGCCUGCAUUCUCUUUCUCUGUGUGUUUGAAUCACUGGCACUGGGCUGGAUAUUUGGGGCAGAUCGGUUGUGUGGCAUCAUCGAGAGCAUGGCAGGUGUGUGCCCAAACCCAUUCUUUAAACUCUGCUGGCGCUAUCUCACACCCCUGGUCUCACUGGUAUCUUUCAUAGGUUCCUUAGUUCAGUACAAGCCUCUGACAUUCAAUCGCUCGUAUGUGUACCCAGCCUGGGUUAACUUAUUGGGCUGGUUGCUUGCCCUCUCUUCCAUUGUGGUUGCUCCAGGGUGGGCACUGAUUAAGCUGGUUACUGGGCCUAGACCCCUCUCUCAGCGUAUCCAUCAGCUGUGUCAGCCUGAAUCUUCGCUACCUAAUCCAAAAGAGAAGGAGCUGCAGCACCUGCGAGGAGCAGAAUUGGAGGGAUUCAUCACCAAUUAA
Myripristis murdjan (pinecone soldierfish) is the source of this 1740-nucleotide messenger RNA. Its product is annotated as sodium- and chloride-dependent GABA transporter 2-like. The transcript has 14 exons. The coding region runs from base 1 to 1740 and encodes 579 amino acids. The record is from RefSeq and is a predicted model, not a curated record. Gene Ontology annotation, biological process: amino acid transport; nitrogen compound transport; sodium ion transmembrane transport. Gene Ontology annotation, molecular function: gamma-aminobutyric acid:sodium:chloride symporter activity. NCBI's taxonomy places the organism in Eukaryota, Metazoa, Chordata, Actinopteri, Holocentriformes, Holocentridae. Gene Ontology annotation, cellular component: cell projection; plasma membrane.